Messenger RNA from Cheilinus undulatus (humphead wrasse), 19263 nucleotides. RefSeq names its product nebulin (gene neb). Lineage: Eukaryota; Metazoa; Chordata; Actinopteri; Labriformes; Labridae. The coding region runs from base 81 to 18611 and encodes 6176 amino acids. The transcript is spliced from 135 exons. Gene Ontology annotation, molecular function: actin filament binding. The record is from RefSeq and is a predicted model, not a curated record. Gene Ontology annotation, biological process: cardiac muscle thin filament assembly. Gene Ontology annotation, cellular component: Z disc.
UGGAGGGAAGCUGGGGAGGCUUUGGCGGCUUGGGAGACCAUUUAACUUUAAUAUUACUGAACCUCUGAAAGGGUCCCAAAAUGGCAGACACUGGUGAGGAAUUUGAUGAUCUUGAGGAAGAAGAAUUUGACGAGUAUUAUGAGGAGUAUACAACAACUACUACUACUACAACAACAAGCACGGGUUUCUCUGAGCAAAAGACUGAGUCUCAACAGCCAUUAAAGCAAGGCUUGCCUACAAGGAAAGUCAGGAAGAGGGUCAAAGUGGAUACUUCCAAGUUCAUGACUCCAUACCUGGCCCAUAGCCAGAAGAUGCUGGAGCAGUACAGUCAUAACAAGUACCGACAAGCUUAUGACCUGUCUAGAGGGCAGCCUACUGCAAUCUCUACUGAAACCCCUGAAAUGAUUCGCAUCAAGAAGGCUCAGGAGCAGCUCAGUGAGGUUAAAUACCGCAUGGAGGGAAAUAAGGCUCGUAACCAAAGCUUGUAUGAUGGUGAAGCCAAGGAGGUCAUUCACGUCAAGCGUGUGUCUGACCUGAUCAGCAAGGUUCUAUACAGGCAGAAGUGGGAUGAGACCAAGGACAGGUACCUGCUGCCUCCUGAUGCUCCUGAGCUGGUCCUGGCUGUGAAGAAUGCUGCUAACUACAGCAAAAAACUUUACACUGAGGACUGGGAUGUGGAGAAGACCAUGUACUAUCCCUACAGUGACAGCCCAGAGCUGCGCAGGGUGGCAAAAGCUCAGGAGGUCCUCAGUGAUGUCCACUACAAGAAAGGUCAUGAUGAGCGCAAGGCCAAGUACACCUCCUUGGCUGAUCCUCCUGAGGUGGAGCUGGCAAAGAGAGUGGCCCAUCAGCGCAGCGAUCUUAAGUACAAGGAAGAUUACAAUAAAAAUGUGAAGGGCCAGUGGUGUGAGACGCCCUAUUUCGACGUAGCCAUUGCCAGAGUUGCGAUGGACAACCUUAGCAAUAGAAAAUACACGCAAGCAUUUGAGGACGAAAAAGACCAAAUUUAUUUCAUGCAAACAGAGACGCCUGUUUAUGACACAAACAAGAAGGCUCGCGUCGCUGCUAGUGAGGUCCAUUACAAAAAGGAAUACGAGAAAUCUAAAGCACAGUCUGACUACAACACUCUUCCUGCCACAGAGAAUCCUCUCCUCAGACAACUCAGAUACGCUGGCACCAUCCUCAGUGAUAAAGUAUACAAGGCCAGCUAUGAGAAAUCCCGGGGUUUCAGCAUCAACUACUGUGACACGCCCAAGUUCCAGAUGGACUCAGUUCUCAAACAGUUCUCUGAUGCACAUUACAAAGAUAAGUAUGAAAAUGAGGUGAAGGGCCACUACAUUGGCAGCUAUGAAGAUGUGUACAUGCUUCAUUGCCAGAAGAUGGAGGAAAUGAAGAAUGAGCAACUUUACAAAGCUGAAUAUGAAGACAUCAAAACACGGUGCUUCUUUCCUCAAACAGUUACACCUGAAUACGAAGCUAUUAAGGGCCUCGAUAAGUGUAAAGAUAAAGUUUACCGGCAACAUCCUGACAAGGUGAAAUUUACACAAGUGGUCGAUUCACCAGUUCUGGUUCAAGCCGCCAUCAACGCCAAGCAGCUUAGUGAUCUGAACUACAAAGCUGAUUACGAGCAAAUAAAGGUCAAGAACAGCCUACCCCCAGACUAUCCCUUCUUCAUCCAAUCCAGAGUAAACGCUUUUAACCUCAGUGAUAAUUGUUAUAGGUACGAAUGGGAGAAAUCCAAAGCAAAAAAGUUUGAGGUCAAGGGCGAUGCUAUCUCAAUCCUUGCUGCUCGUGCUCACACAAACAUUGCUAGUGAUGUUAAAUAUAAGAAGGAGUAUGAAAAGAACAAGGGGCAGAUGGUUGGAGCUCUCAGCAUCAACGACGAUCCCAAGAUCUUGCACUCUGUUCAUGUAGCCAAAAUCCAGAGUGAUCGGGAAUACAAGAAGGAUUAUGAAAAGAUAAAGACCAAGUACCAUACUCCUCUUGAUAUGAUAUCAGUCACCUUGGCGAAGAAGUCCCAAGCCAUUGCCAGCAUGGCUGGGUACAGAAGCAUCAGCACCAACUUCUUCCUCCCCUAUGACAGCGUCCUGUUGGACUUGGCUAAGAAAGCCAACAUCAUCCAGAGUGAUAAUGAAUACAAGUCUGACUACAACACCUACACUAAAGGGAGCCCCUGGAUUACCUUUGGCUCCAUGGAUGUUGAAAAGAAUAAGAGAGCCGCUGAGAUCCUUAGCGAGAGAAAAUACAGACAACACCCUGACACUAUCCCCUUCACGUCUAUUGACGACCAUCCCAUCCAACUGCAAGCCAAAGUCAACCAGCUACAAAGGAGUGAUCGGUUCUACAAGAGAGGUCUGGAGGAGAUCCAUCAGAAGUACUCUUUGCCUCCUGAUGUGCCUGAGCUUCUUCAGGCCAGGUGCAAUGCCUACAAUAUCAGCGAUAAAAACUACAAGUUCGCCUGGCAGGAGUUGAUUGCUAAAGGUUAUGACCUGAAGCCGGAUGCAAUUUCAGUUCUUGCUGCCAAAGCUGCCAGACACGCUGCCAGUGAUGUCCAGUACAAAAAAGCUUAUAUGAAGGACAGAGGCCACCAUGUUGGCUUCCGCAGCCUUCAGGAUGAUCCUCUGCUGGUUCACUACAUGGAGGUCGCCAAGAUGCAGAGUGACAAGAACUACAAGAAGGACUACCAUCAGGUUAAGCUGAAGUAUCACUCCCCAGUGGACAUGUUAAGUCUUGCACAUGCCAAGCAUGCCUCAGCUGUUCAGACCUUCGCUGGCUACAAGCAGCACCACCACAACUACUGUCUCCUGCCUGACUCAAUGGGUCUGGACCUUGCUCGAACCAUGAACUUCAAUUCCAGUGAUGUUAACUACAAGCAGGAAUACGAGACUGCAGUCAAGGGAACUGGCUGGGUUCCCAUUGGUUCCCUGGAGGUGGAAAGGGCCAAGGCAGCAGCAUCAGCCCUGGAUGAGAAGAAGUAUCGCCAGCACCCAAGCAAUUUCAAAUUCACCUGCACCACUGACUCAAUGAGCAUGGAGCUGGCUAAGACAAAUGCUAAGAUCAUGAAUGUGACAGAGUAUAAGGCCAGUGGAGAGAAGUUCAAACACACUUACCACCUCCCUGCUGAUGCUCCUGAACUGCUGCAAGCAAGAUACAAUGCCGUCAACAUCAGCCAGAAUCACUACACCUACGCCCAUCGUCGGGAUCUGCUCAAAGGACACCAUGUGAAAGAGGAUGCCAUCCCUGUUAUUGCAGCAAAAUCUUCCAGAGAUAUUGCUAGUAAUUACAAGUACAAGUUGGCUUAUGAGAAGGCAAAGGGACACCAUGUCGGCUUUCGCAGCCUCCAGGAUGAUCCUCUGCUGGUUCACUACAUGGAGGUUGCUAAAAUGCAGAGCGACAAGAACUACAAGAAGGACUACCAUCAGGUUAAGCUGAAGUACCACUCCCCAGUGGAUAUGAUGAGUGUCGUCCACGCCAAGCAUGCCUCAACUGUUCAGACCUAUGCUGGGUACAGAAAGAUCCCCCACAACUACCUGCUCCUGCCUGACAACAUGCAUCUGCAGCUGUGUCGCACCAUGAUGGACAUUCAGAGUGAUAACGCCUACAAGGCAGAUUACAACAACUUCUCCAAAGGCACUGGGUGGGUUCCCAUUGGUUCCCUGGAUGUUGAGAAGGCCAAAGCUGCCAAAUCCGCCCUGGAUGAAAGGGGCUACCGCCAGCACCCCAGUACACUUAAGUUCACAAGCAAGACUGAUAGCAUGAACAUGGCUCUGGCUAUGGCUAAUUCCAAGAUUUUGGACAAGGCUGCAUACAAAGCAUCUGGUGAGAAGUUCAUGCACACCUAUCAUCUGCCUGCUGACAGCCCUGAAUUCCUUCAGGCGAAGUUCAAUGCUCAGACCCUUAGCGAGAGUCACUACAAGCACAAGUGGCUGGAAACUAUUGCCAAGGGAUAUGACAUGAAGCCUGAUGCUAUUUCUGUUCUGCAUGCCAAGCAAGGCAGACACAUUGCCAGCAAUGUCCAGUACAAGAAAGAUUAUGAGAAGGCAAGAGGCCACCAUGUUGGCUUCCGCAGCCUCCAGGAUGAUCCUCUGCUGGUUCACUACAUGGAGGUGGCUAAAAUGCAGAGUGACAAGAACUACAAGAAGGACUACCACAAGAUUAAGCUGAAGUAUCACUCCCCAGUAGAUAUGAUGAGCGUUGUCCACGCCAAGCAUGCCUCAACUGUUCAGACCUAUGCUGGGUACCGGAAGGUUCCACACAGCUACCUGCUCCUGCCUGACAACAUGCAUCUGCAGUUGUGUCGCACCAUGAAUACCCAGACAAGUGAUUGCGAUUACAAAUCAGAUUGGAACAACUUUGUCCGAGGCAUCGGAUGGGUCCCUAUUGGCUCAAUUGGAGUUGAGACUGCUAAAGUUGGUGGUGACAUUCUGAGUGAGAGGAAGUAUCGUACUCAUCCAUCCAACUUCAAGUACUCCAAGCUGAUGGACUCCAUGGAUGUGGCCUUGGCUACUGCCAACAACCAGAUCAUGAACAAGAAAGCCUACACUGCAGCUUGGGAGAAAGACAAACUGAAAGUCCAUGUCAUGCCAGAUUCUCCAGAGAUUGUGCUGGCUAAGGCAAAUGCUAUCACCAUGAGCAAUAAACUUUACAAAGCUGGUGUUGUCGCGAUGGCCAACAAGGGUCACAACCUUAAAGCAGAUGCCAUCCCAAUUCAGGCUGCCAAGGCUGGCACCACUAUUGCCAGUAAUUACAAGUACAAGUUGGCUUAUGAGAAGGCAAAGGGCCACCACGUUGGCUUCCGCAGCCUCCAGGAUGAUCCUCUGCUGGUUCACUACAUGGAGGUUGCUAAAAUGCAGAGUGACAAGAACUACAAGAAGGACUACCACAAGGCUAAGCUGAAGUACCACUCUCCUGUAGAUAUGCUGAGUAUUAUUCAUGCCAAGCAGGCCUCAACUGCUCAGACCUUCGCUGGAUACAGACAGAUCCAGCACACUAAUGCUCUCCUACCUGAUGCCAUGAACUUUGUGUUGGCUCGCACUAUGAACACCCAGUCCAGUGAUUGUGAAUACAAAUCAGAUUGGAACAACUUUGUCCGAGGCAUUGGAUGGGUCCCUAUUGGCUCAAUUGGAGUUGAGACUGCUAAAGUUGGUGGUGACAUUCUGAGUGAGAAGAAGUACCGUACUCAUCCAUCCAACUUCAAGUACUCCAAGCUGAUGGACUCCAUGGAUGUGGCCUUGGCUACUGCCAACAACCAGAUCAUGAACAAGAAAGCAUACACUGCGGCUUGGGAGAAAGACAAGUUGACUGUCCAUGUCAUGCCAGAUUCUCCUGAGAUUGUCCUGGCCAAGGCUAAUGCUAUCACCAUGAGCAAUAAACUAUACAAAGCCGGUGUUGUAGCGAUGGCCAACAAAGGCUAUAACCUCAAAGCUGACGCUAUCCCAAUUCAGGCUGCCAAGUCUGGCACCACCAUUGCCAGCAAUUACAAGUACAAGUUGGCUUAUGAGAAGGCAAAGGGACACCAUGUCGGCUUCCGCAGCCUCCAGGAUGAUCCUCUGCUGGUUCACUACAUGGAGGUGGCGAAAAUUCAAAGCGACAAGAACUACAAGAAGGACUACCACAAGUCAAAGCUGAAGUAUCACUCCCCAGUGGACAUGAUAAGCAUUGUCCAUGCCAAGCAGGCCUCAGCAGCUCAGACUAUGGCUGGAUACAAGCAACAUAACCCUCACUACACUGUACUGCCUGAUGCCAUGAACCUGGAAUUGGCCCGUAACAUGCAAUUCAUCGCCAGUGAUAACCAGUACAAGAGUGAGUAUGAACACUUCUUCAAGGGAAUAGGAUGGGUACCCAUUGGAUCGUUGGAUGUUGAAAAGGCAAAAACCGCUGGCCAGAUCUUGAGUGAGCCCAGGUACCGUCAACAUCCAAGCAACUUCAAAUUCACCAAAGACAUGCAGUCCAUGGACAUCACAUUGGCCACGGCCAACAACCAGAUUAUGGAUAAGAGUGCAUAUAUAAAAGCCUGGGAGAAGGACAAAACUUUGAUCCACAUUAUGCCUGAUGCAAUGGACAUUGUUUUGGCCAGAGCGAACAAGAAGAAUGUUAGCGAGAAACUGUACAAACUGGACAAUGAACUGUCCAAGAAGAAGGGGCAUAAUUAUCGCGGUGAUGCAAUUGGAGUCCAGGCUGCCAAAGCCUCAACAACUAUUGCUAGUGAUUACAAGUACAAGGCAGGAUACCGCAAGCAGGUCGGCCACCACAUUGGGGCUCGCAGCAUCCAGGACGACCCCCUGCUCAUGCUGGCUCUGAACUCAGCCAGGAUUGCCAGCGAUGCUCUGUACAAGAAGGACUUCAACAAGUCCAAGACCAAGUUCAACCUGCCUGUGGACAUGAUGGCCUUUGAGCUGGCCAAGAAGAACCAGAUUCAGGUCAAUGACUUUAACUACAGAACUCAUCUGCAUAACUGGACCUGCCUGCCAGACUCCAAUGAUGUGGUCCAGGCCAGGCAUGCCUACGACCUGCAGAGCGAUGCUGUAUACAAGGAGGAUCUGAGGUCAUUGCAGGGUGUUGGAUGGGUGCCUAUAGGUUCACUGGAUGUUGAGAAGUCAAAGAAAGCUGGAGAGAUCCUGAGUGACAAACUGUAUCGUCAGCACCCAAGCAACUUCAAGUUUAAGUGCACCACUGAAGACAUGCCCAUGGUGUUGGCUAAGGCCAAUGCCCAGGUCAUCAACAAGAAAGCUUACACUGACGCCUGGGACAAAGUCAAGACUACCAUUCAUGUCAUGCCUGAUGCCAUGGAUAUUGUCCUGGCCAAAGCAAACAAAGUCAACUACAGUUUGAAAACGUACAAACAAGCAAAUGAAGAUGCCAAGAAGAAGGGAUACGACCUCCGUAAUGAUGCCAUUUCCAUCAUUGCAGCAAGGGCUUCGAGGGACAUUGCCAGCGAUUACAAAUAUAAGACAGGAUACCGCAAGCAGGUCGGCCACCACAUCGGUGCACGCAGCAUCCAAGAUGACCCUCUGCUCAUGCUGGCUCUGAACUCAGCCAAGAUUGCCAGCGAUGCUCUGUACAAGAAGGACUUCAACAAGUCCAAGACCAAGUUCAACCUGCCUGUGGACAUGCUGAAUCUUGAGCUGGCCAAGAAAUGCCAGAUUCAGGUCAAUGACUUCAACUACAGAACGCAUCUGCACCAGUGGACUUGUCUGCCAGACUCCAAUGAUGUGGUCCAGGCCAGGCACGCCUAUGACCUGCAGAGCGAUGCUGUAUACAAGGAGGAUCUGAGGUCAUUGCAGGGUGUUGGAUGGGUGCCUAUAGGUUCACUGGAUGUUGAGAAGUCAAAGAAAGCUGGAGAGAUCCUGAGUGACAAACUGUAUCGUCAGCACCCAAGCAACUUCAAGUUUAAGUGCACCACUGAAGACAUGCCCAUGGUGUUGGCUAAGGCCAAUGCCCAGGUUAUGAAUAAGAAAGCAUACGUGGAAGCCUGGGACAAUGAGAAGACAAAGAUCCAUGUCAUGCCGGAUGCUAUGGAUGUUCUUCUUGCUAAAGCCAACAGUGCCAACUUCAGCUAUAAACGGUACAAACAGGCAAAUGAAGAUGCCAAGAAGAAGGGUUAUGACAUGCGUGGUGAUGCCAUUUCCAUCCUCGCAGCCAGGGCCUCCAGGGACAUUGCCAGUGAUUACAAGUACAAGACAGGAUACCGUAAGCAGGUCGGCCACCACAUCGGUGCACGCAGCAUCCAAGACGACCCUCUGCUCAUGCUGGCUCUGAACUCAGCCAGGAUUGCCAGCGAUGCUCUGUACAAGAAGGACUUCAACAAGUCCAAGACCAAGUUCAACCUGCCUGUGGACAUGAUGGCCUUUGAGCUGGCCAAGAAGAACCAGAUUCAGGUCAAUGACUUCAACUACAGAACUCAUCUGCAUAACUGGACCUGUCUGCCAGACUCCAAUGAUGUGGUCCAGGCCAGGCAUGCCUAUGACCUGCAGAGCGAUGCUGUUUACAAGGAGGAUCUUAAGAUAAUGCAGGGUAUUGGGUGGGUGCCUAUAGGGUCACUGGAUGUUGAGAAGACAAAGAAAGCCGGGGAGAUUCUGAGUGAUAGGAAGUAUCGUCAGCACCCAAGCAACUUUAAAUUCAAGCUGUCCACUGAAGAUAUGCCCUUGGCAUUGGCAAAGGCAAAUGCCCAGGUUAUGAACAAGAAAGCAUACGUGGAAGCCUGGGACAAGGAGAAGUCCAACAUCCACAUCAUGCCAGAUGCUAUGGAUGUUCUGCUGGCCAAAGCCAACAAUGUCAACUACAGCUUGAAAUUGUACAAACAGGCUAAUGAAGAAGCAAAGAAGAAGGGUUAUGAUCUGCGCAAUGAUGCCAUCUCUAUCAUUGCAGCCAGGGCUGGAAGGGAUAUUGCCAGUGAUUACAAGUACAAGACAGGAUACCGCAAGCAGGUCGGCCAUCACAUCGGGGCUCGCAGCGUCCAGGAUGACCCUCUACUCAUGCUGGCCUUGAACUCAGCCAAGAUUGCCAGCGAUGCUCUGUACAAGAAGGACUUCAACAAGUCCAAGACCAAGUUCAACCUCCCUGUUGACAUGCUGAAUCUUGAGCUGGCCAAGAAAUGCCAGAUUCAGGUCAAUGACUUCAACUACAGAACUCAUCUGCACCAGUGGACUUGUCUGCCAGACUCCAAUGAUGUGGUCCAGGCCAGGCACGCCUAUGACCUGCAGAGUGAUGCUGUUUAUAAAGCUGACCUGAAGUGGCUCCAGGGCCUGGGAUGGGUCCCCAUUGGCUCGCUUGAGGUUGAAAAAGCCAAAAAGGCUGGAGACAUCUUAACUGAAAGAAAGUACCGCCAGCACCCCAGCACUGUUCCCUUUACCAGCACCACAGAGGCUAUGAACAUUGUUUUGGCAAAGAACAAUGCUUUGACCAUGAACAAGCGUCUCUACACUGAGGCUUGGGAGAAAGAGAAGACCAAAGUGCACAUUCAGCCUGACACUCCUGAGAUCCUCCUGUCUCAGCAGAAUGCCAUCAACAUGAGCAAGAAACUGUACAAACAAGGUUUUGAUGAGGCCAUCAAGAAAGGUUACUUCCUUCCACCUAAUGCAGUGUCUGUCCUGGCUGCUAAGGCUUCCAGGGACAUUGCCAGUGACUACAAGUACAAGACAGGAUACCGCAAGCAGGUCGGCCACCACAUCGGAGCUCGCAACGUACAGGAGGAUCCUCUGAUCAUGCUGGCUCUGAACUCUGCCAAGAUUGCCAGCGAUGUUCUGUACAAGAAGGACUUCAACAAGUCCAAGACCAAGUUCAACUUGCCUGUUGACAUGCUGAAUCUUGAGCUGGCUAAGAAAUGCCAGAUUCAGGUCAAUGACUUCAACUACAGAACUCAUCUGCACCAGUGGACUUGUCUGCCAGACUCCAACGAUGUGGUCCAGGCCAGGAAGGCAUAUGAUUUGCAGAGUGAUGCUGUGUACAAAGCUGACAUGGAUGAGGUCAUUGGCAUUGGAUGGAUCCCAAUAGGUUCAGUUGAUGUGGUCAAAGCUAAGAAUGCUGCAAACAUCCUCAGUGAACGUCUCUACAGACAGAAACCAGAUUCAUUCAAAUAUAAAACUGACAUGACUGCCAUGCCCAUGGUGUUGGCCAAAACUAACGCAGAGACCAUCAACAAGAAAAACUACAUUGCUGCUUGGGAGGCAGACAAGAUUAAGACUCACGUGACACCAGACCUUCCUGAGAUUCUGCUCUCUAGAGCCAAUGCUUACAACAUCAGCAGGAAACUGUACAGGGAAGGAGUUGAGGAGAUUUUCAGAAAGGGCUACGACAUGAAGGCUGAUGCUGUCUCCAUCAUUGCUGCCAAACAUGGCAGAGAAAUCAUCAGCGAUUACAAAUAUAAGACAGGAUACCGCAAGCAGGUCGGCCAUCAUAUCGGGGCUCGCUGCGUAGAGGAGGAUCCUCUGAUCAUGCUGGCUCUGAACUCUGCCAAGAUUGCCAGCGAUGCUCUGUACAAGAAGGACUUCAACAAGUCCAAGACCAAGUUCAACUUGCCUGUUGACAUGCUGAAUCUUGAGCUGGCCAAGAAAUGCCAGAUUCAGGUCAAUGACUUCAACUACAGAACUCAUCUGCAUAACUGGACCUGCCUGCCAGACUCCAAUGAUGUGGUCCAGGCCAGGAAGGCAUACGAUCUGCAGAGCGAUGCUGUUUACAAGGCUGACAUGGAAUGGGUCAAGGGAACCGGUUGGGUACCAAUAGGUUCAGUGGAUGUGGAGAAAGCCAAGAAAGCAGCAGAGAUCCUGAGUGAAAGGAAGUACCGUCAGCAUCCCAGCAUCUUCAAAUUCACUGCUAAGACAUGCGACAUGCCUUAUGCUCUUGCUCAGGCUAAUGCCCAAACAAUGAACAAGAAAGCUUACAUUGAGGCUUGGGAGAAGGAUAAGACCAACCUUCACGUCAUGCCUGACACCCCUGAGAUCGUCCUGGCCAAGCAGAAUAAACUCAAUACCAGUCUGAAAUAUUAUCGUGAAGGCUAUAUGGACACCAUCAACAAAGGCUACUUCCUUCCCAAAGAUGCCAUCUCUGUUCUCUCAGCAAAGGCCUCAAGAGACAUCGUCAGUGAUUACAAGUACAAGGCUGGCUUCCGCAAGCAGUGUGGGCAUCACAUUGGCGCCCUCAGUGUAGCUGAUGACCCACUGCUUGUGUUGGCCGCACAUGUAGCCAAGAUCUCCAGUGACAAUGUAUACAAGAAGGACUUCCACAAGACCAAAACCAAGUACAACCUGCCAGUGGACAUGCUGGCAAUUGAACUAGCCAAGAAGUGCCAGGUUCAAGUGAACGACUUUAACUACAGAACUCACCUGCACCAGUGGACCUGCCUGCCAGACUCAAAUGAUGUUGUCCAGGCCAGAAAGGUCUACGACUUAAGGAGUGAUGCUGUAUACAGAGCUGAUCUGGAGUGGCUGAAAGGAUGUGGCUGGUCCCCUCACGAAUCUGUGGAUGUCGUCAAAGUUAAACAUGCCCAGACUAUUCUUAAUGACAGGCUUUACCGCCAGCCACCAAGCACUGUGAAGUUCACCAGUGUGGUCGACCUCCCUGCUAUCGUCCUGUCCAAGCAGAAUGCAGACAACAUCAGUGAUAGGAAAUACAAGGAAGUUUGGGAAAAGGACAAGCUCUCCAUCCAUCUGCCACCUGACACCCCAACUUUUGAACUGUCUAAAGCUAAUGCUGUCAACAUCAGCAAUAAACUGUACACAAAGGCAUGGGAUGACCAGAAGGCCAAGGGUUACCAUAUCAAGGAGGAUGCUAUCGCUGUCCUGAAGGCUAAAGCUUCCAGAGAUAUCAUUAGUGAUUACAAGUACAAGACAGGAUACCGUAGGCAGGUUGGCCACCACAUUGGUGCUCGCUGUGUAGAAGAGGAUCCUCUGAUCAUGCUGGCUAUGAACUCAGCCAAGAUUGCCAGCGAUGCUCUGUACAAGAAGGACUUCAACAAGUCCAAGACCAAGUUCAACCUCCCUGUUGACAUGCUGAAUCUGGAGCUGGCCAAGAAAUGCCAGAUUCAGGUCAAUGACUUCAACUACAGAACUCAUCUGCACCAGUGGACUUGUCUGCCAGACUCCAAUGAUGUGGUCCAGGCCAGGAAGGCAUAUGAUCUGCAGAGUGAUGCUGUGUACAAAGCUGAUAUGGAGUGGCUGCGUGGAUGUGGAUGGAUGCCACAUGAAUGUGUGGAUGUGAUGAAAGUGAAGCAUGCACAGAAGAUCCUGGCUGACAAAGGCUACCGUGUCAAGUUGGAUGAACAGAAAUACAUUGUUCCAACUGACAGAGUUGAUAUAGUCUGCGCCAAGAAUGCUGCCGAUGUCCUCAAUGAGGCCAAAUAUCGGGAGGCCUGGCACCAGGACAAGACCAAAUAUACACUGACUGAGACUCCAGUACUUGCCACAGCCAGAGAGGUGGCCAAGAACGUUCACCCUCACCUGUACACCAAGGAAUGGGAUAAGGUCAAAGCCACAGGCUAUUACAUGCCUGGAGAUGCUGUACCAAUCAAGCAGUGCAUCCACACGACUAAAGUUCAGAGUAAGCACCAUUAUCUUGAGGGAUACCGUAAGCAGGUUGGCCACCACAUUGGUGCUCGCUGCGUUCAGGACGACCCUCUUCUGGUGCUUGCUGUGAACUCAGCCAAGAUUGCCAGUGAUGCCCUGUACAAGAAGGACUUCAACAAGUCCAAGACCAAGUUCAACCUCCCUGUUGACAUGCUGCAGUUUGAACUGGCCAAGAAAUGCCAGAUGCAGGUCAAUGAUGACAUCUACAGAACCCGUCUGCACCAGUGGACUUGCAUGCCGGACCAGAACGAUGUCAUCCAGGCCCGCAAAGCCUAUGAUCUGCAGAGUGAUAAUGUGUACAAGGCUGAUCUGGAAUGGCUCCGUGGCUGCGGCUGGUGUGCAGCUGACUCUGUUGACCACGUAAAAGUCAGAAAGGCUCAAGAGAUUCUUAAUGAUAGGAUAUACAAGAAGAACGCAAAAGAAUGCUUCGGUAAAUUCACCCUGGUUGUAGACCGUCCUGAGAUUGUCCUGGCCAAGAUCAAUGCUGCAAACCUCAGCGAUCUGAAAUACAAAGAGACGUUUAAUGCAGAGAAGGGCAUUUACAUUGGUUCAGAAGACACUCCUCAGCUGGCCCAUAGUAGAGAGGUGUCAAAGAUCAUCAGUGAGAAACUCUACAAACAGACCUGGGACAACACUAAGGCUACAAGCUACCAGCUGAACCAUGAAUACAUCCCACUUCUUAGUGGCAAGAAGGGCAGGGAGAUCGCAAGUGAUGUCAAGUACAAGGAUUUGCAUGAGAAGGCUAAAGGUCAUUACAUGGCAGGAACCCUGGUGGACUUCCCUGAAGUGAUGCGCUGUGGAGACCAGGAGAAGAACAAGGGACUGAGGCUCUACCAGAAGGACUACCAUCAUACCAAGACCAAGACCCACAUCCCCCCUGACAUCAUUGCUAACCAGGUGGCUAAGCGUUGUCAGGACAUGCUGAGCGAUGUGCUCUAUCGUACCUACCUGCACCAGUGGACCUGCCAUCCUGAGCAGGAGGACGCCAUCCGUGCCCGCAAGACCAAUGAGAUUCUUAGUGAUGUGUUCUACAAAGAUGACUUGAACUGGAUGAAGGGUAUUGGUUGUUAUGUCUGGGACACACCAGAAAUUGUGCGUGCCAAGAAGUCCUACGAGCUUCAGAGUGAUCUGAAAUACAGAGACUCAGCCAAGAAGGAAUUCAACAACUACUCCAUUGUGACAGAUACCCCAGUGUAUGUGACUGCUGUCCUGGGUCACACCUGGGCCAGUGAACUCAACUACAGAGAGGCUUACCAGAAGGAGAAGCACCUGUACACCACUGUUCUGGACACCUACGACUAUGCCAGAUGCCACAACUUCAAGCAUUUCUUCAGCAAUAAAAACUACACUGCUGCCUGGGACAAAAUCAAAGCCAAGAGCUACCAGAUUCCUCAUGACUCCCAUGCCCUUCAACACGCCAAACACCAGAAAGUCAUUCUUAGCAGCGUGAAGUACAAGGAGGAUUAUGAGAAGUUCAAAUCCCUCUACAGUCUGCCCAAGUCUCUGGAGGACGAUCCUUCCACUGCUCGCUGUGUCAAGGCUGGAAAGCUGGUCCUGGACCGUCUGUACAAGGAGAACUAUGAGAAGACCAAGGCCAAGAACCACAUCCCACCAGACAUGCUGGAGAUCCUCUCCGCCCGCAACACCCAGUCCACCGUCAGUGGAAUCCACUACCGCAAGUAUCUGCACCAGUGGAUCUGCCUCCCUGACAUGCAGGUGUAUGUCCAAGCACGCAAAGUCAACGAGCAGCUCAGUGACAUCUUCUACAAAGAUGACCUGAACUGGCUGAAGGGUAUCGGCUGCUAUGCCUGGGACACACCUGAGAUCCUCCGUGUAAAGCAUGCUGGAGAUCUCCAGAGUGAGCAAAAGUAUAGAGCCAAGGGUAUUGAAGCUUUCAAGGACUACUCAGUGGUGACGGAUACUCCAGUGUAUGAGACAGCCAAGCAGAACGCUGUUAACCUCAGUGAUCUGCACUACCGCUACGACUACAAUACCAACGUCAAGGGCACCUGCACCGCUCCUGCUGUCACCAUCGACACAGAGAGAGCACGCCUGGCUAACUACAUCCAGAGUGAUAACUUGUACAAGGAGGCCAACAAGAACUUCAUGCCCACUGGUUACUCUCUGCCCCAUGACACCCCGCUCAUUAAGCAGGUGAAGAUGAACAGCAUCAUCACCAGUAAUGUGAAGUACAAGGAGGCCUUUGAGAUGACAAAGGCCAAGGCCUACACCCUUCACCCAGAGGGCGUCAACUUUGUCGGUGCAAGGAAGGCUCACAAGAUCGUCAACGAUCGUCUGUAUCGUCAGGACUACCACAAACAGAAGGACAAGAUCCACACAACCUACGACACUCCUGACAUCAAACAAGUCAAGAUGAACCAGGAGCACCUCAGUGAUCUAUGGUACAAAGAGAAAUACUACAACAGCAGAGGACAGCUGAUCUCUCUGCCCAUCACACCCCAGCUGAUGCACUGCUACCAUGUCAAUGAGAUCACCAGUGAGCUGAAAUAUAAAGAGGAUCUGAUGUGGCUGAGAGGUGUUGGCUGCUUCCUGUACGACACCCCUGAGAUGGUCCGCAUACGCAACAUCACCAACUUCAGGGUGAACUAUCCAGUGGAGGCCAAGAAGAACUAUGCCAACUUCUCUGUGGUUCUGGACACACCUGAGUACAAACGUGUGACGGAGCUCAAGACCCACAUGAGCGGCAUGAUCUAUAAAGCCCAGAGUAAGCAGGAGAUGGCAAAGGUCACCACCACUGCAGACUGUGUGGACUUCAAACGAGUCAAAUGGGCCCAGCAGCUGACUAACUCUUACAUGUACAAAGACCUGGCAGCCAAGGAGAGGGCUCAUUUUACUCAAGAAAUUGAGACUCCAGUCAUGGGCCAUACCAGGAAAAUGAAAGUGGUUCAGAGUGAGAACAAAUACAAAGAGCAGUAUGAGAAGAUGAAGCACAGAUACACAGCCAUUGCUGACACUCCUAUCCUGAUCCGUGCCAAGAAGUCCUACCUCCAGUCCAGUGAUCUGCGUUACAAAGAGACCUUUGAGCUCUCUAAAGGCCAUUACCACACAGUCAAGGAUGCUCUGGACAUCACCUACCACCGCAGAGUCACUGAUGACGUCAGUGAGGUUAAAUACAGGGAGAAGUACAUCAACUCUCUGGGUACAUGGAAGUCCAUUCCUGACCGUCCUGAGUUCUUCUUUAGCAAGAUUGUCAACGACAACGUCAGCAACGUCAAGUACAAGGAGGACCUGGAAUGGCUGAGGGGUAUUGGCUGCUUUGUGUGGGACACACCUGAGCUGGUGCUGGCUGAGAACAACAAGACGCUGUACAGUGAAAGACUGUACAAAUCCUCCUUUGAGAAGAACAGAGGAAACUUCAAGUACACUUGUGAUACUCCGUUCUUCGAGGCCACCAGGAAUGCCUCCAAUCUCAUCAAUGAAAAAAGGUAUAAAUCCAAAGCAAGGAAUCUGCUAAAGAGUGGCUGCAAUGAGCUGCGCCGCCCUGACAUCCUCACAGCCAUGUACUCGACCACUAUGGGCAGUAAGUGGAGGUACAGGGAGCAGUAUGAGCGUGCCAAGGACAAGUUCACGUCUAUUCUGGAGACUCCUGAGUAUGAGGCCCACAGACGCAGCAAGAAAAUCAGUGAUAUCAUUUACAAGAUGGAGUACCACAAGACCAAGGCAAAGGGAUACACCCUGCCAUAUGACACUCCAUACCAGCAGCACAUGAAGAAGGUCAAGGAGAUCACCAGCAACCUGAAGUACAAGGAGGUGUAUGAGAAGAGCAAAGCCCAGAUCAACAUGGACCCUGAGGCUCGUGAGAUCCGUGCUGCCAAGGAAGCCUACAAAAACAUCAGCAAUCUUGACUACAAGAAGAAGUAUGAAGCCACUAAAAUGAAGUGGAUGUGGACCACAGACAGACCCGACUUUGUCAACGCUGCCAAGAACUCCAUGCAGCAGAGCGAUGUUGAGUACAAGUAUGACAAAGAGAUAAUGAAGGGCUGUGUGAUUCCUGUAACUGAUGACAAGUUAACCCUCCUGGCUACGAAGAACACAGAACUGACCAGCACAGUGAAGUACAAAGAGAAGUAUGAGAAGGCAAAGGGCCACUAUAUGCCUGUCCUAGACACUCCUCAAAUCCUUCAUGCUAAGGCUGUGCGCGUUCUGGCAUCAGAGAGCAAAUACAAGGAGGCCAGCAAGAAGGAAAUGCAGUCCGGCUCAUUCACCACCCUGAGUGAGACCCGUGACACCGCCCACAGCAGACAAGUCAACAAGCUUGUCAGCGGGAAAGUGUACAAGAGCAAGUAUGAGAAGGAGAGAGGCAAGUCAAUCUAUAAUGUGAUGACUGCUCCACCUGAUGUUCAGCACGCCAUGGAUGUGGCCAAGAACGCGAGCAACGUCUCCUACAAGAAGGAUGCCAGAGCCAACCUGAGCUACACGACUGUCAUUGACCGUCCUGACAUAAAGAAGGCUACCCAGGCCGCCAAGCUGAUCAGUGCGGUCGGCUACCGUGAAAAAGCUCGUGAAGAGGCUGCCCGUGGAGGUUCCUUGGUGCACCGUCCAGACAUCACUCUGGCCACCGAAGUGUCCAAGCUAACCAGUCAGGUGGAGGCCAAGCCCUCCCUCCAUGGAGCAGCUUCCUAUGAUACCCCGAUGAUGCGCCACAUUAAGAAAAUGAGUGCCCUGACUAGUGAUGUGAAGUACAAGGAGAAGUUUGACAAGGAGAUGAAAGGAAAGAAACCACAAUAUGACCUGAAGACCAGUAAGAUUUACAAGACAUUGAAGGAUGCCAAUGAACUUGCUAGUGUGGUGAAGUACAAGGGAGACCUGAAGAAGAUCCACAAGCCUGUGACCGACAUGGCCGAGUCUUUGUCUAUGCAGCACGGCUUGAGCACCAGCAAACUGGCCAGCGACGUGAAAUACAAGGAGAAGUAUGAGAAAGAGAAAGGCAAGCCCAUGCUGGACUUUGAGACUCCCACGUAUGUGACUGCUAAGGAGGCCCAGCACAUGCAGAGCCAGAGAGAGUACAGGAAGGAUCUAGAAGAGGGGGUGAAGGGUAAAGGGCUCACUGUACUGGAGGAAACUCCGGAGCUUUUGAGAGCAAGGAAUGCCACUCAAAUCCUGUGUGAGAGAGAGUACAAGAAAGCGCUUGAGCAGGAGAUCAAAGGCAAGGGAAUGUUGGCUUUGGCUACAGACACUCCAGACUUCAUGAGGGCCAGGAAUGCUACUGACAUCCUCAGCCAGACCAAGUAUAAGCAGACUGCUGAGAUGGACAGGGCCAGCUACACUACAGUCAUCGACACCCCAGACAUCAUCCAUGCUCAGCAGAUGAAGAAUAUUGUCAGCCAGAAAAAAUACAAAGAGGAGGCUGAGAAGACCAUGUCUCACUAUGUACCAGUGCUUGACACUCCAGAGAUGCAGAGAGUCCGUGAGAACCAGAAGAACUUCAGCACUCUUCAAUACCAGAUUGACCUUAAAAACAUAAAGGGCAAAGUGUCUACUGUACAGGACACUCCUGAAAUGCUUCGUGUUAAAGAGAAUACAAAGAAUUUCAGCUUGAUAAAAUACAAGGACACCCCGGCUCGAAGCACAGCUAUCCCGGACCUCCCGGAGGUGCAGCGGGUCAAACAAACCCAGAAGCACAUCAGCUCGGUGUUGUAUAAAGACAGUUCAAUCAAAGGAACUCCUGUGGUCUUUACUCCAGAGAUGGAACGAGUCAAAAGGAACCAAGAAAACAUUAGCUCGGUGCUGUACUCUGACAGUUUCCGUAAGCAGGUUCAGGGCAAGGCCGCCUUCGUCCUGGACACACCUGAGAUGAGGCGCGUCAGGGAGACCCAGCGUAUCAUUUCUGGGGUGAGAUACCACGAGGACUUUGAGAAGAGCAAGGGCAGCUUCACUCCCACCACCUCUGACCCGGUGACCGAACGCGUGAAGAAGGUCACUCAGGACUACAGCGACAUCAGUUACCGUGGCAUCCAGAGACGUGUGGUGGAGAUGGAGAGGAGACGUGCCAUCGAGCACGACCAGGAGACCAUCACUGAUCUGCGUGUGUGGCGUACAAAUCCCGGCUCUGUGUUUGACUAUGACCCUGCUGAGGACAACAUCCAGUCCAGGAGUCUGCACAUGAUGUCAGUUCAAGCUCAGCGUCGCAGCAAGGAGCAUUCUCGCUCCACCAGCGCCCUGAGCGGCCUGGCCGAUGAAAAGUCUGAGGUUUCCCAGGACGCCGACCACCACAUGUCCCUCUACAGCAAUGGCUUCAUGGCCUCCUCUAUGGGCUACCAGACUGCUAAGACUGUUGAACUGCAGCAGAGAUCUUCAUCUGUGGCUACUCAGCAGACCACUGUCUCCUCUAUCCCCUCACACCCCUCUACCACCGGAAAAACUGUGCGUGCCAUGUACGACUACAUGGCAGCCGACAGCGACGAGGUUUCCUUCAAAGAUGGCGACGUCAUCGUAAAUGUGCAGUCUAUUGACGAGGGCUGGAUGUACGGUACCGUGCAGCGCACUGGGAAGACCGGCAUGCUGCCCGCCAACUAUGUUGAAGCAAUCUAAAGACAGAGCCCGCCCAUCGUCCCUCCAGAGUGGGCGAGAUGCAUCCACAAAGAAAACUGAUUACAUCUGUGGCUUAGUGCAAUGUGUAGCUUUUAGCUCCUAUCUGUAUUUGAAUUGUGUUGUUGUUCUUGUUUGGUCUGUUCUCAUUCAUAUGCUGCUGCUCCUGUUGCCUGUGGAUGUGACAUAAACAUCAUGACGUGACUCAUAUAAAUGCUUCUAAUUAUACAUACUAUAAGCGAAGGACUAUUUAUAUGGUUUUAAGACUACAUGGGAAAAAAAUACUUACUAACAAACAUCCUGGCCCAUUACUGUGUAAAUUUUAAAAUACUUCUAUAAAUAUACAUAUAUAAAUAAAUCCAUUACCCAGAUCCUUAUGAAAACAAAGGGCUCAAGUAGUUCUAGCUCUACAGUUAAGCUUUUAAAAUUUUACAGGGAGAAAAGUGAUGAAGUAAUGAAACUAAAGGAGUCAGUUACCAUCUACCUCCUACUUCUAAAGAGUUGUACCAGACGAGCCUCAGUCUUCCCUCCUUGAUACUGAAGGCUAACCUCUAAUAAAUGUGUGUUUUUUGUGUCUUCAGAUUAUGUAGGUCCUGGAGUGAAUCACAUCCUCUACCUUUAAUCAGUAGCUAAUAAAGCACACCAAGCGCCUGCA